Molecule: messenger RNA, 1659 nt
Organism: Leptinotarsa decemlineata (Colorado potato beetle)
Lineage: Eukaryota; Metazoa; Arthropoda; Insecta; Coleoptera; Chrysomelidae
Product: transmembrane ascorbate-dependent reductase CYB561
Molecular function (GO): oxidoreductase activity
Source: RefSeq, a predicted model, not a curated record
AGUAAGUGAGAAAAAAUUAUGUUGGAAACCUUGAGAGAAAAAAAAAGUGUAGAGUCAUAGUAGAUUGCUAAAUACCUUACAAAAAAAAACAGAAGAGCCAGUUGAUGUUUAAUUGAAACCUUGGCUAAAUUUUCCCGAAACCGUAUACUUUAUAAAUGAUCAAAAAGUAUAAAAAAGCACACAGUGAACAUAACUUUGUCAAAUAAUUCUGAAAAGAGUGGGGGGUGAAUUUUAUUGAUUUUAUUACCUGUUGACUUUCCUAUCGCUAAUGAGUUCCGAGUCUCUUAUAGCAGAACAUCGAGAACAAUCUGUUGGACUUCUGAGAAACAACAUGGAGGCUAGAGCAGAACAUCAGAAAGUUCGACAUUAUCAAACAUUUUACUCCUUCACUACUUCUAUGGGAGUAGGUUUGCUGGCGUUGGUUCUUUUUUGGAUUUUGUACUACAGAAGUGGCUUUGCAUGGCAAAAGACACCUUCACAGGAGUUUUAUUGGCAUCCUUUCUUGAUGGUAUUGGGAAUGGUAUUUUUGUAUUCUCAAUCAAUGCUUGUCUACAGAAGCUUAAGACAUGUUCCAAAAAUGAAACUUAAAAUUAUCCAUGCCUCCCUUCACGGUCUUGCUUUCAUCUUAUCAGUUAUUGGACUGAAAGCUGCUUUCGACUCUCACAACUUGGUCGAUCCUCCGAAACCAAAUUUAUACAGUCUUCAUUCCUGGAUUGGUUUGGCCACUGUUAUAAUUUUUGCUCUACAAUUUUUAAUCGGAUUUCUGAGUUUUCUCUACCCAGGAAUUUCAAUCAACCUCAGAAAAGCCCUAAUGCCUGUUCAUACUUCUUUUGGAAUAGGAUGCUUCAUCCUGGCCAUUGUAACAACAUUAACUGGGGUAACUGAAAAAGUGUUAUGGACACUGUCAACUGACUAUCAGAAGUAUCCUUCAGAAGGUAUCUUAAUCAACUUGAUCGGUGUAUUUACUGUAUUCUACGGUGUAAUGGUUUUGUAUAUGGUGAAUGAAAUGGAUUAUAAACGAGUUGCAACUGUAGAGGAUGACAUUCCCCUUUCUGAAUAAUAUAUUUAAUUUAUCUUGUAUGCAAUAUCAUCCGCAUAAAAGUCACUCAUUUUAUUUACUCCUAUACUGAUGCAGUAUCAGAAUCAUAGACUAACUGAUGACUUGAUGCUGAUAUAUGUAUUAGAACUUGUUUCAAUUUGCUCAUGUUAGUUGAAAAAAUCAACCCACAAUUUUAUUCUAUUUUUGAUUGUUAUUUUUACAAAACUAUUGCCUAAGUUUGAUAAGUGAUAUUAAGUUAUUGAAAAAAUACAUUUCAGAAGAUAUCUGACUGUAAAAAUGUGUCUUGCUGAAACUAUUCCAAAAAAAUAAUGGUGCUUCAGGUGUAAUAUUUGUGGUGCUCAAUAUAUAUCGAUGGUGCUUACAGAAAAUGAUAUCCAUUAUAUAAUAUUUGUGUAUAUAAGUAAAUGUAUUGAACUGAAUGUGUUUCAAAAUAUACUAUGUACAUUAUCGAAUCUUGUUAAACCUUUUCAUUAUUCUUGAUAUAUAUUUUAUGUACAUUCUAUUUUUACAUAUAGUAAAGAUAUAUUUAUUUUUAUUCUAUCUGCCGACAUUUUAUAUUUUAUGGUGUCUUGUCUUGUGAUAUAAAUAUACAAAUAAAA